Messenger RNA from Spinacia oleracea (spinach), 2412 nucleotides. RefSeq lists its product as uncharacterized. The record is from RefSeq and is a predicted model, not a curated record. The coding region runs from base 1 to 2412 and encodes 803 amino acids. The transcript is spliced from 3 exons. Lineage: Eukaryota; Viridiplantae; Streptophyta; Magnoliopsida; Caryophyllales; Amaranthaceae.
AUGGAUAAAAGUUGGAUCGAUCUACCCACUGGUCAUCGUGAAUAUGUCGAAGGUUGUAUGGAAUUUAUUGAGUUUGCCAAGCAAGAUCUAGUCGAAGGAAAAAUUAGAUGUCCAUGUAAGAACUGUAAGGUAGAGAAAUGGUUCUCCGUAAAUGAAGUGGAGAGGCAUAUUUUGUUUAAGGGAUUUUAUAAGCCAUAUAAGGAUUGGAUUUUUCAUGGUAAAGGGGAUACGUUUCAGCAUAUGUUUGAGAGUGAUGGAGGGAUUACUAGUGAAGGAUCCCUUGAUAACCAAAGUGGGUUUAAGCACGAGCUAGAGGAUGAUGAAUGGAUUGAGGAGCCCGUGGCCUAUGACAGAGAUGUAGAAUAUGAUUAUUCUACAAUAGAAGAAUAUGUGACGUAUAAGAAGUUGCUUGAAGCUUCUGAGGAGAAAUUAUACGAGGGGUGUAUCAAUUUUUCAAAGUUAUCUUUUCUGUUACACUUGUUUCACUUGAAGUGUAUGAAUCACUGGUCCAUAGAAUCUUUCAAUAUGUUGUUGAAGCUAAUUCUAGAUGCAUUCCCUCAAAUACUUGAUUUUCCCUCUUCUUAUUAUUACAGUAAGAAAAUGAUAAAAGACUUGGGCCUUGGGUAUGAAAAGAUUGAUGCUUGUCCGAAUAAUUGCAUGUUGUAUUGGGGAGAAUUUUUAGAGAAAGACAAGUGUCAUGUUUGUGGUACAUCGAGGUGGACGAAAUCUAAGGAUAGGGGUGGCGUUGUAAGUGAUCAAGGUACGCAUACUUGUAAGAAAGGUGUGCCAGCUAAGGUAAUGCGAUAUUUCCCUCUUAUACCGAGACUAAAAAGAAUCUACAUGUCAUCAGAAACAGCAGAAGAUAUGAGAUGGCAUGAUACAGAGCGAUUGGGUGAAGAUGAUAAGAAGAUUUUAAGGAAUCCUUCAGAUGUCUUAGCAUGGAAGGCAUUUGAUGAGCGUCACAGAGAUUUUGCAUUAGAACCUCGUAGUGUUCGAUUAGGUCUUGCGAGUGAUGGUUCUAAUCCUUACCGUUUAAUGAACACCCCUUAUAGUACGUGGGUAGUGAUGUUAAUUCCUUAUAAUCUUCCACCAUGGUUAUGUAUGAAACCGUCUUCUUUCAUUCUGUCCACGCUUAUUCCGGGAAAAUCAAGUCCCGGAAAUGAUAUUGACGUGUAUGUGCAGCCAUUAGUCCAUGAAUUGAAAUUGCUGUGGACAGGGGUUGAAGCUUUUGAUGCUUUUGCCGGAGAGAAAGUUAAUUUGCGUGCGGCUUUGCUUUGGACUAUUAAUGCCUUUCCCGGCUAUGAAAUGAUCUCUGGUUUGAGCACAAAAGGUUACAAUGCAUCUCCUAUAUGCUUAGAUUCCACGCCUUCUAAUAGAUUUGGGAGCAAGAUUUGCUAUUGUAGCUAUAGAAAAUGGUUACCUGCAGAUCACCCAUAUCGAUGUCAAGGUGACAAGUUUUGUGAGAAGUUUGGAACUAAUGAGUGGGGUAAAGCCCCAUCUCGUCCUAGCGGCACUGAUAUAUUGAGGCAGCAAGGAAAGGUGAAACAUGUUUACGGAAAGUCGAAGGCACCACCGAAAAAGAGGCAAAGAGGACAUGAUGAUGACGAUGAUGUCCAAGAUGAAAGUGACUUUGGUACCAUGAGAAGCAUAUUAUUUGAUUUGGUGUAUUGGGAGCAUAAUCUUCUAAGGCAUAAUUUAGAUGUGAUGCACAUUAAGAAAAACGUGUCUGAGAAUAUUUUGGGAAUUCUUCUUAGUAUGGAUAAGAGUAGAGAUAGUAGGAAUGAUCGAGAAUCCCUUGAAGCAUGGAGAAUAAAUUCUCACCUUUGGCUGAGUACUAAUCCUAACGGAAGUGAAUGCAUGCCUCCGACUUCCUAUUCUAUGUCUACGGAGGAGAAGGAGAGGUUCCUAAAUGUUUUGCUGAAAAUUAAAGUUCCUGAUGGAUAUGGAUCCAACCUUUCUAGUUGUGUGAAUAUGAAGCAAAGGAAGUUGAUUAACCUCUGUCAUGACAACCAUGUUCUAAUGCAGGAUAUCCUUCCCGUUGCCUUAAGGGCCUCUAAAGCUACAAAAGCGAUUGACUUGUUGGCUAGAUUGUCUUCCUUUUUCAAGAAGCUAUGCUCUACUACUAUUGAUCCAGAUGAUUUAGAUGGUCUUCAAAUUGAAAUUAUUUUAACUCUUUGUGACUUGAAAAAGGAGUUUCUGCCUUCAUUUUUCACAAUCAUGGUCCAUUUGUUGAUUCACUUAGUGGAGGAGGUUAAACUUGGUGUACCAGUUCAAUACAGAUGGAUGUAUCCCAUUGAAAGGUACUUGUCCCAUUUGAAAUCACAUGUAACCAAUAAAGCCCAACCUGAAGGAUCUAUUGCAAAAGGCUUCCUUUUAGAGGAGACAAUUAGGUUUUGUUCGAUAUAUCUUUAA